AUGAGUGCGGGAGAAAAAGGAUUUGAAUUGAGGGAGAGUGGUGAAUUGGGAGAGAGUGGUGAAUUGGGAGAGAGUGGUGAAUUGGGAGAGAGUGGUGAAUUGGGAGAGAGUGGUGAAUUGGGAGAGAGUGGUGAAUUGGGAGAGAGUGGUGAAUUGGGAGAGAGUGGUGAAUUGGGAGAGAGUGGUGAAUUGGGAGAGAGUGGUGAAUUGGGAGAGAGUGGUGAAUUGGGAGAGAGUGGUGAAUUGGGAGAGAGUGAUGAACUGAGGGAGAGUGAUACAUUGAGGGAGAGUUAA
Molecule: messenger RNA, 294 nt
Organism: Penicillium maclennaniae
Lineage: Eukaryota; Fungi; Ascomycota; Eurotiomycetes; Eurotiales; Aspergillaceae
Gene: cgnA
Product: collagen triple helix repeat protein
Exons: 1
Coding region: 1-294 (97 amino acids)
Source: RefSeq, a predicted model, not a curated record